Sinocyclocheilus grahami is the source of this 1140-nucleotide messenger RNA. Its product is annotated as mineralocorticoid receptor-like. The transcript has 2 exons. Lineage: Eukaryota; Metazoa; Chordata; Actinopteri; Cypriniformes; Cyprinidae. Bases 397 to 1140 code for a protein of 247 amino acids. The record is from RefSeq and is a predicted model, not a curated record.
GUGCACACAGUGACGUCUCUACGCAAGUCUGUCUGAGUCCGCUGUUUGUAUUAGUCUUCAGUUGGGCGCUUUCAACAAUCUAGUAGCAAUGUGCACGUAAACAGAAAACAAUCGACAGGACGUUUCGGUGAAGCCGCUGUUGACUGCUGUACGCGCACAAUGCGCUGUAGUUAAGGAUCUCGAGUCAUGAGCGCGGCAGUGAGCGGUGCGUUCAGCUGUCACAACUGAAACUAGUACAUGCAAGCAGUCGCAACACUGGGAAUACUUCUAAACACAAUUCAACGGCACGGUUUAGUGUCAUUUGCUCCGUUUUGUCCAUUGGAUUACUAGUGACCAGCAGUAGAGAUAACUGUCACAAUUGGAUGUCGUAAUUACGGUUUAUCAAAUGAUCCAGGUAUGGAGACUAAAAGAUACCAAAGUUACUGCGAAGGGGCAAAUGCAGAAAACAAAUGGGCACAAAUGCCGAACACCAUGGAGUAUUGCUGUUCUGCAGAAGAGAAUUUGACAAACAGUGACAUGCUCAUGGAUAUUGUUAACUCGAGCAACGCCCCUAACAUGCCAUCUGUCUGCAAGGACAACAACUUUAAAACUACAGAGACAACAAUGCUUAGAGUUAACCAGAAUCAACCAUUACCUUUAUCCUCCUUCAACAACUCCUUACACAACCGCAAGUCAGAAACAGACUCAAAGGAGCUCUCCAAAACGGUUGCUGAGUCUAUGGGCUUGUACAUGAAUGCUGCCAGGGAAGCAGACUUUGGCUUUGCCCAACAAGGGACUGCAAGAGGGCAGGGUAGCCCACAGAAACAAUAUCCUCUUUGUGGGAGAGCAAGUGAAGACAGCCAGUCCAGAACGACUGGGAGCCCAAAGAUGAAAGCUCCCCCAGCUUCAUUCCCACCUGGGGCCCAGCUAACCAAUGGUGGCCUGCAGGAGUGUGCUGUGGUUCCUGCCUCAGUGCCCUCUGCACUGGCCACCACUCUUUCAUGCAGCACUGAUGGGUCUGGGCCCAUGUCUAGUCCUACCGGACACAACAUGGUGUCAUCAACUACCAGCCCCAUCUUCUUUGACUCUGAUUGUCCGUCACUGGCUUCUGCCCCCACCAACUUGAUCCAGGGUCUAACCCAGUGCUUCAAUGCUAAAUGA